CGUUUGGUCCCGGUGACAGACGCGGACAAAAGUCCACAGAGAGCCGAAAACGUCUUUAAACAUCUGGACAACGACGAGCAGGGCGUUUAAAAUGACAGAAAAUAACCCGCAAUCCACCGCGAGGCAGCCGCGAUACUCAAAUGGAUUCACUGUGAUCCCCCCAAAUGAGUCUCAGCGGAGGGCGAUCCAAAGCACGGCUCAGCGAGAGGAAGAGGCUGCUCAGAGAUGGAGGGAGGAUCACAGAAUGACCUCAGUGGACCUGACCCCAGAGAGACUCGGUGGAACUGCGUCACAGGCUGAGGUCAGGGCGGGACAACAUGCAGCUUCAACUCCCUCCAGGCUGCAGAAGAAGAUGAAAAAAGAAGAACUGGACAAAAGGAGGCGAAAAGAGGAGGAGGAGGAGCAUCAGAAAAAGAAAGACGAGCAGAGGCAGAAGGCUGAGUGCUUGGAGGAGAAAAGGCGACGGGAUGAGCAGAGAAGGAAGGAGCAGCUCAGGCAGGACCACAUCAGAGUCAACUCAGCCUUUCUGGACAAACUACAGGCUCCAGGGAAAGUGAAUAAGAAGGAGACAAUGAGUGAAGGAGGCGGGGAGACACAGCGUCCCUGUUUGGUACAGAACCAGCUCUUCAAGACCAAAGGGCAACAACCCCACCUCCACCUGGUACCAGAUCCAGAACAGUGUGGUUCCAGCAGGUCAAAAGAAGCUGGCCCGCAGACUGACGGUGAGGUGGCAUUGAUGGAGCUGGUGAACUCUUUCCCAGACUGCAGCAGAGACGUGCUGGAGGACAUCCUCAACCAGUGUGACGGUGAUUUGCAGCAGGCCCACGGGCUCCUCAGCUGAACCUUUCCCACGCUCCACCGGGUGGCGCUGACUCGUAGGUGUUGCCAGUUUAUAAUCCACAGACAUGCUGUUCUU
Thalassophryne amazonica is the source of this 916-nucleotide messenger RNA. It is a transcript of the gene epsti1, whose product is annotated as epithelial stromal interaction 1. The coding region runs from base 92 to 841 and encodes 249 amino acids. Lineage: Eukaryota; Metazoa; Chordata; Actinopteri; Batrachoidiformes; Batrachoididae. The record is from RefSeq and is a predicted model, not a curated record. The transcript is spliced from 8 exons. Gene Ontology annotation, molecular function: ubiquitin binding.